This is a messenger RNA of Cryptomeria japonica (Japanese cedar), 762 nucleotides long. Its product is annotated as protein HYPER-SENSITIVITY-RELATED 4-like. The record is from RefSeq and is a predicted model, not a curated record. The transcript has a single exon. NCBI's taxonomy places the organism in Eukaryota, Viridiplantae, Streptophyta, Pinopsida, Cupressales, Cupressaceae. Gene Ontology annotation, molecular function: ATP hydrolysis activity; ATP binding. The coding region runs from base 1 to 762 and encodes 253 amino acids.
AUGGAUCUUAAUAGUUUUAAGAAAGGGAAGGAAUUGUACAAGCAAAUUGGGUGUUCAUGGAAGUGGGGCUACCUUCUUUACGGGCCCCUUGGAAUGGGGAAAUCAAGCCUCAUCAUCGCAAUUACCAAUCACAUGAAAUACGAUGCGUACGACCUCGAGCUCACGAGGGUCAAGAACAACAUGGAACUCUGUGUGCUUCUCACUCAAACCAAAGAAAAAUAUGUGAUUGUUAUUGAGGACAUUGAUUUCUCGUUACAGCUAACUGAUAGGGUUUCAAUGCCUUCUCACACCGAUGAAGAAGAGGACAAGAGGAGUAGAAAAGUUACUCUUUCUAGUAUACUCAAUUUCAUAGACAGAUUGUGGUCCUACUACAGAGAAGAGCGUAUCAUUGUGUUUACAACCAACCACAAGGAUAUAUUGGAUCCAGCCCUGCUGAGGCCUAGAAGGAUGGACAUGAAGAUUCUGCUCUCUUUCUACACUUUCCCUCAAUUUAAAUCUCUUGCUUCCAAUUAUUUGCAGAUUGAGGAUCAUUCGCUCUUUCCUGUUGUGGAAGAGAAGAUUAGACUCGAGGCUAAGAUGAAUCCUACAAAAAUUAUAGAAAUUUUGAUGAAUAAAAUGGACCACCCAAAUGAAGCUUUGAGUGAUAUCAUUUCUAUGCUAGAUGAAAAGAAAAGGGAAAGAGAUUCUUCACUUACAUCUCAAUCUGCAUAUUUUGAAAGGCAAGGAGAAAGCAUUGAAAUAGAAGAGCAACAUGAAGGUUAG